This is a messenger RNA of Helobdella robusta, 1261 nucleotides long. RefSeq lists its product as hypothetical. The record is from RefSeq and is a predicted model, not a curated record. The transcript is spliced from 11 exons. Lineage: Eukaryota; Metazoa; Annelida; Clitellata; Rhynchobdellida; Glossiphoniidae. Gene Ontology annotation, molecular function: protein binding. Bases 98 to 1093 code for a protein of 331 amino acids.
AUUUUAUUCGUUAAAUUUACAUUUUCACGGAAAAAUUUUCAGUUUUACGUUUCAAAAAGUAUUUUCAACUUGAUUUCAGUUAAUAAAACUAUUAAAAAUGGCUUCAGCUUUCGUCGAUGUUUUGACUGAAAUGGGUUUUGAAAGGAACAGAGCUGAGAAAGCACUGGAGGAGACAGGGAAUGCUGGGGUGGAAGUGGCCAUGGAGUGGUUGAUAACCCACGAAAAUGAUGCCAUAUAUGAUGAAGUAACUGAUGAAACAACUAAAACAGCAGAAGAUAUCUCAGCUGCAACAGCCACAGCAGCAACAACAUCAUCGACUGAACAAAGUGCCAAGUCUCUAAAAUGUGAAGAUUGUGGGAAGAUUUUUGCUGGGAUUGGGGAGGCAGAGUUGCAUGCCACGAGGACUGGCCAUUCAAACUUCACAGAAUCAACAGAAUCAAUCAAACCACUGACUGAGGAGGAGAAACAGCAACAACUUGUCAAAGUCCAGGAGUUAUUGAAGCAGAGAAGGGUGGAGAGAGAAGAGAAAGAGAGAGUGGAACAGCUGGAACGAGAGAAAAGCAGGAGGAAUAUGGGCAAGGAAAUUUCACAAGCCAAACAAAAAAUGCAGGAAAUGGAGAUGAAGAAGAUUCUAGAUCAGAGAAAGAGGGAUAAGGAGGAGGAGAGAGCAGCCAAGCAGAGAGUGAAGGAGCAGAUUGAGAAGGACAAACGAGAUAGAGAUCUUAAAUUUGGAAAGACAAACGCCGUGAAUGAACCUCAGCAGCAGCAGCAGCUUCAAACUGCGACUACAUCUCAGCAGCAACAACGUCUACCUCAACUCACCAAAGAGUAUAUCGAAACAAAAAUUCAAAUCCGGUUAUUAAAUGGAGAUAAAUUAGUUGAAACGUUUAAAGUGGACGAAAGUUUGGCAGCUGUUCGUCUCUUCGUGCAGCAGAAAUCAGCUGCUUCAGCUGCUGCUAACUCUGCUUCUACGGCUUUCUCUGGCUUGGGCCCCUUUACAUUCAGUACCAACUUUCCUAGGAAAGAUUACAAUGACGAUGAGAUGCAGAUGAGUCUUAAAGAGUCUGGUUCCAUCUGCUGUGCUCAUGCUUAAGAAGAUUUAUUAGUUUCCUAUCAUUAGUUACUUAGCUGUUUUUUUUGUUUUUUCGAUAAUUAUUCGUUCGAUAUAUGUUCAAUUUGUUUCAUGGAGUUGAAUGUUGUUGAAUUAAUUUUUAUAAAUUAGUUAUUUAAUUACAAAAUGAAAAUAUGUGUUGAUGUUUUA